This is a messenger RNA of Oncorhynchus tshawytscha (Chinook salmon), 1780 nucleotides long. Its product is annotated as bile acid receptor. Gene Ontology annotation, biological process: negative regulation of transcription by RNA polymerase II; positive regulation of transcription by RNA polymerase II; bile acid signaling pathway. Bases 269 to 1717 code for a protein of 482 amino acids. Lineage: Eukaryota; Metazoa; Chordata; Actinopteri; Salmoniformes; Salmonidae. The record is from RefSeq and is a predicted model, not a curated record. The transcript is spliced from 10 exons. Gene Ontology annotation, molecular function: zinc ion binding; RNA polymerase II cis-regulatory region sequence-specific DNA binding; bile acid binding.
GCCAGUCACACAUACUCUUCCUACAACCCCAGACAUUCAGAUGCUCAUUAGCAAAUAUUGAUGGUUCUGUACUUUACGUGGAGAUCAGAGAGAGGGUGAAGGCUGGGACUAGACUGGAUUUACACAGGGGAAAUCCACACUGAGAAAUAAGUUUUCUUACAGGAUUGGACUGGAAAGAACUUUCUUAAUUCCCUCCUUGUGUCUUGGCCAAUCACACCAUCUUUACUCUGAGCUGAGGUUCUGAGCUGAGUUCCAACCAGAUUUGUGAAUGAAUGAGUGGGUGGGCCACAACGUCAAUGUGGUGGGACUACUACAGAUCCCUCCCAACGAUGGAUUCCCACUGUCUGAGAGCUCACACUUCUUUGAUAUUCUGUCAGAACAAGGGAGCCCUCUGCUCCAAGACCAGGAAGUCUUACCCUUCAUCAGCUAUCCCAGCAUGCAAUACCCCUCGGUGGAGCCCUCCCCACCAUACUACUCCAGUCAGAACUACUACCCCCAGUACAACACCGAUGAGUGGUACUCACGCACAGGGAUGUAUGAACUGAGGAAAGGACCCCUAGAGGGCACUUAUAAUGCUGAAAUGGAAGAUGCGUCCACCAUAGUGCCUGCGGUGUGCAAUAGGACCCGGCACACGUCCCACACAGGCAGUGUCAAAGGGGAGGAACUGUGUGUGGUGUGUGGGGACAAGGCAUCCGGGUAUCACUAUAAUGCUCUCACCUGUGAGGGGUGUAAAGGCUUCUUCAGACGGAGCAUGACCAAGAAAGCUGUGUACAAGUGCAAGAAUGGAGGGACCUGUGAGAUGGACAUGUACAUGCGGAGGAAGUGCCAGGAGUGUCGUCUCCGGAAGUGCAAAGAGAUGGGCAUGCUGGCAGAGUGUCUGCUGACAGAGAUCCAGUGUAAAUCUAAAAGGCUGAGGAAAAACCCCAAGGUCUCACCAGGACAGUCCACUGGGGACGAGACAGAGGGGGGAGACAACGGAGACACCAAACAGGUCACCUCCACCACCAAACUGUCAAAGGAGAAUCUUGAACUCAGUCAAGAGCAGCAGGCUCUCUUGAGCUUCAUUGUAGAAGCUUAUCAGAAACAUCAAAUUCCUCAAGACAUGGCCAAAAAACUGCUACAAGAGCAGUUCAAUGCAGAAGAGAACUUCCUUCUUUUGACAGAGAUGGCCACCAGUCAUGUUCAAGUGCUGGUGGAGUUUACCAAAAACAUUCCAGGUUUCUCAGCCCUGGACCAUGAGGAUCAGAUCGCACUGUUGAAGGGCUCGGCAGUGGAGGCCAUGUUCCUGCGCUCAGCACAGGUGUUUACCAGGAAGCUACCCCAUGGACACACAGAGGUGUUGGAGGACAGGAUACGCAAGAGUGGCAUAUCAGAGGAGUUUAUUACACCCAUGUUCACCUUCUAUAAAAGCAUUGGGGAACUCCAGAUGAUGCAGGAAGAACACGCCCUCCUCACCGCCAUUACCAUCCUGUCACCAGACCGGCCGUACGUAAAGGGCCAGCAGGCGGUGGAGAGGCUGCAGGAGCCCAUGUUGGAGGUGCUCAGGAGGUUCUGUGCAAUGCAGCACCCGCUGGAGCCCCAGCACUUUGCCCGUCUCCUGGGCCGUCUGACUGAGCUGCGGACACUCAACCACCACCAUGCUGAAAUGCUUACCUCCUGGCGCAUGAGCGACCACAAGUUCACACCCCUCCUCUGCGAGAUCUGGGACGUACAGUAAAUGGUAUACAAAGGCUGCAUGGAUGGAUGGAUGGAUGGAUGGAUGGAUGGAUGGAUGGAUGGA